AAGAGAGAAGGCGAGACACACAGAGAAAGAGCGAGAGACACAGAUCACCACAGUGAGAGGAAGAAAGGCCACAGUCGCCGGCAGCCGAUGUGAAGACUGGACUCCGUGCACCCCUCGCCGCCUCUGCCCGGCCACAUCGAUGUUGCAGCCCGCUCGCCCGCAUCACGAUGAACGCGCAGCUGACCAUGGAGGCGAUCGGCGAGCUGCACGGGGUGAGCCAUGAGCCGGUGCCCGCCCCUGCCGACCUGCUGGGCGGCAGCCCACACGCGCGCAGCUCCGUGGGGCACCGCAGCAGCCACCUGCCUCCCGCGCACCCGCGUUCCAUGGGCAUGGCGUCCCUGCUGGACGGCGGCAGCGGAGGCAGCGAUUACCACCACCACCACCGCGCCCCUGAGCACAGCCUGACUGGCCCCCUGCACCCCACUAUGACCAUGGCCUGUGAAACUCCCCCAGGUAUGAGCAUGCCCACCACCUACACCACCUUAACCCCUCUGCAGCCGCUGCCGCCCAUCUCCACUGUGUCCGACAAGUUUCCUCACCACCAUCACCACCACCAUCACCACCACCACCCGCACCACCACCAGCGCCUGGCGGGCAAUGUGAGCGGUAGUUUCACACUUAUGCGGGAUGAGCGCGGGCUGGCAUCCAUGAAUAACCUCUAUACCCCCUACCACAAGGACGUGGCUGGCAUGGGCCAGAGCCUCUCGCCCCUCUCUGGCUCCGGUCUGGGCAGCAUUCACAACUCCCAGCAAGGGCUUCCCCACUAUGCUCAUCCGGGAGCGGCUAUGCCCACCGACAAGAUGCUCACCCCAAAUGGCUUUGAAGCCCACCACCCUGCCAUGCUCGGUCGCCACGGAGAGCAGCACCUCACGCCCACCUCGGCCGGCAUGGUGCCCAUCAAUGGCCUUCCUCCGCACCAUCCCCAUGCCCACCUGAAUGCCCAGGGCCACGGACAGCUCCUGGGCACAGCCCGGGAGCCCAACACUUCGGUGACCGGCUCGCAGGUCAGCAAUGGAAGUAAUUCAGGGCAGAUGGAAGAGAUCAAUACCAAAGAGGUGGCGCAGCGUAUCACCACCGAGCUCAAACGUUACAGCAUCCCACAGGCCAUCUUCGCGCAGAGGGUGCUCUGCCGUUCCCAGGGGACCCUUUCGGACCUGCUGCGAAACCCCAAGCCCUGGAGCAAACUCAAGUCCGGCCGGGAGACCUUCCGGAGAAUGUGGAAGUGGCUGCAGGAACCGGAGUUCCAGCGCAUGUCCGCGCUCCGCUUAGCAGCUUGCAAGAGGAAAGAGCAAGAACACGGGAAGGACAGAGGCAACACCCCCAAAAAGCCCAGGCUGGUCUUCACAGACGUCCAACGUCGAACUCUACAUGCAAUAUUCAAGGAAAAUAAGCGUCCGUCCAAAGAAUUACAAAUCACCAUUUCCCAGCAGCUGGGGUUGGAGCUGAGCACUGUCAGCAACUUCUUCAUGAAUGCGAGAAGGAGGAGUCUGGACAAGUGGCAGGAUGAGGGCAGCUCCAAUUCAGGCAACUCGUCAUCUUCGUCAAGCACUUGUACCAAAGCAUGAAGGAAGGAAGAACCACAGACUAGAACCUCGGUGGAAAAGCUUUAAAUUUAAUUUAAAAAAAGUUUUUAAAAGACCCGGACCUCGAGAUAGCAGGUUUAUUCUUAGAAAUAUUUGAAGAAAUCAAAGUGGUAUUUAUAGUCCAAAGAAACCAAAGACUGGAGCUCACCUGCAUUCUGACUUUGUUCCAAGAUGCGUUACUUCAGCGGGGCAAGACUUGGCAGGAAGAAUGAUCGAGAAAACAUCGGAUCUCAUGCCUCCCACCCCUGCGCCUCACUGUGCUUGGCUGCUCGGUGGCUCGAAGCACAGUCAUGUCUGAGCCAGCGAGCGGUCAUCUCUUAAGAUCAGACAUUCUCAUCUCUUCUACCGCACCACAAAGGUGUGUAGUGUCUCAGCAUCAUGUGUGGGUGGGUGUGCCUGUACACACACACACACACACACACACACACACACACACACCACCAGUGGUCAGGGACUCAGGCAGGGCUGGUCUUCAGGAAGGGUUGCACCGUAGGAGUGUGACCAACACAGUGUGGGAUUUCUAAAUUCAUUGGAUUUAAGGUGUGACUUCUCUCAUCUAGCCUAGCGUUUGAACCUGCCAGGUCCACCACCUAAAUGCAGAUUCAAACCCAGCAAAGAAAAUUUGAAUGGCGCCUAAACCAGUGCACUCUCUUUGUUUGUUAAGAAAUGUUCAGAUAUUUUUUAAAAGAAAUGAAACAAGAGUCCAUCCAUUAAAAGAAAUAAUAAUAAUCACCCAGGUACCAAAGAACACACAAUAUUAUAGUGCAGGUAUUUUAUUGCAAUGAUUUUAAUAACCAAAGCUAUUUUUACACAAGAUACUAUGUAAAGUUAUACGUAUGAACUGAUCUAGCUGUAAUCCACAUGCCACGUAGAUUCAGGACUAUUAUUUAUGACUCUUGAAGCGUUUGAAAUAUGAGUUUUCAGAACUGGCAAGGAAGAAUGUAGCUUCAGGGAAGCAGUUACACCAUGGCAGAGAGGUCGAUGAGUUGCACACGGGAUCCAUAAAUGCCACUUACAUAGAGAAAAGACAAUGCAUAAUUUACUCAUAGCCAGGAAGAUGUGAAGCCCCCUCAUAAACACUAGGAAACUAAGCUUAACAGGGCAGAUAACUAAAUUAGAAAAAUUGUCCAAAGUGAGCAUUUUUAGUAAAUAUCCCCCUUUAAAAAACUUAGACUAAUUUUGCUUAAAUUUACCUUAUGCAUUUGGCACCAAAUAUUUUUUUAAAUCCUUCCCAAACACUAAGGAAGCAAGCAGACUAAUAUUAAUAACACUUAGUUAUCCCAUAUGUUGCAACCAUCCUAAAAAGCAAUUGAACUGACUGUAUUGCCAAUUUGGGAUAUCCUAUCAGAAAACAGCAAGUGCCACUGAGAGAUGGUAGAA
Molecule: messenger RNA, 2963 nt
Organism: Mesocricetus auratus (golden hamster)
Lineage: Eukaryota; Metazoa; Chordata; Mammalia; Rodentia; Cricetidae
Gene: Onecut1
Product: one cut homeobox 1
Exons: 2
Coding region: 168-1565 (465 amino acids)
Biological process (GO): regulation of transcription by RNA polymerase II
Cellular component (GO): nucleus
Molecular function (GO): DNA-binding transcription factor activity, RNA polymerase II-specific; RNA polymerase II cis-regulatory region sequence-specific DNA binding
Source: RefSeq, a predicted model, not a curated record